This is a messenger RNA of Trichomonas vaginalis G3, 426 nucleotides long. RefSeq lists its product as uncharacterized. NCBI's taxonomy places the organism in Eukaryota, Parabasalia, Trichomonadida, Trichomonadidae. The coding region runs from base 1 to 426 and encodes 141 amino acids. The transcript has a single exon. The record is from RefSeq and is a predicted model, not a curated record.
AUGGAAAACACCAACGAAGCAGACUUUGAUCAAGUACCACAGACAUCUCCUGUUCACAAGCCUGCCUUUGAUUAUGACUUUGACAUAGCCAUGGCUCUUCAGUCUCCUCUCAGUGCGCCGUUAUACAGUCCUAAUAAUUCACCGUUUGGUCCUUUCGAUAAACUAGAGGAUACAAUCCCUACAUAUUCAUUCGCAGACUUUGGUGUACCUGUACCGACUACAACAUUACAACAAGAACUUGAAAAAAAGAUGGAAAAGCCAGUUACACCUAAGAAGAAUUUAAUGAAAAAGAAAAUUCAAUUUGUGUAUCGUCCAUUUGUUUCUCUAGAGGCAUCAGAACUUACUGUACAUCAGUUAAGAUCAUUAUUAUCAAAACCUCCAAGAAAAGCAAACCAAUCAAAAGCAGCCUCCUACUCGUGUAUUUAA